Molecule: messenger RNA, 3531 nt
Organism: Liolophura sinensis
Lineage: Eukaryota; Metazoa; Mollusca; Polyplacophora; Chitonida; Chitonidae
Product: solute carrier organic anion transporter family member 4A1-like
Exons: 12
Coding region: 1-2178 (725 amino acids)
Biological process (GO): sodium-independent organic anion transport; transmembrane transport
Cellular component (GO): basolateral plasma membrane
Molecular function (GO): protein binding
Source: RefSeq, a predicted model, not a curated record
AUGGAAUCUACAAAGGAUGAAAAACCAGUAUCUGCAAAAGUGGAGAAGAAGAGAUUUGGUUGGGGACCGUUCGCUCCAAAUUGCGUGCAGUUUUUCAACAAGGUCCAGUGGUUCGUGGUAUGGAUGUCCAUGUUUUACCUGCUGGAGGAGCUAUCCCACAGCCUUGUCAACAUCGCUAUCACCACCCUGGAGAGGCGCUACGGUCUGACCAGCUCCCAGACGGGUUUCAUGGUCACCGCUCACCACAUCGGGGGCCUCGUCGUCGUCGUCCCGGUGAGCUAUCUUGGGGCCAACGGCCAUAAACCCCACUACCUGGCUCUAGGCACAUUUGUGGUCGGGAUUGGCUCUUUCCUGUUCCUCCUACCCCAACUUAUCUCGGAUGUAUUUGAUUACACGGACACGGGAUCGACAAACGCCACGUCAGGUUACAUAUGUGAUCCGAACCGAGAUAAGACCGCCAAUCUGGGGAGCAGGACAUCUAAUGAUGAUACUCAGGAAGUGACGUCAGACAGCGCCACAACAUUGUACUUUGCCAUUUUUGUGUUAGCCGAGUUUAUUCUAGGAGUUGGUGACACCCCAGCUACAACUUUAGCCGCACCCUACAUUGAUGAGAAUGUAUCUAACCCCAGUCAAACAUCGUUGUAUUUAGGUAUAUAUUUUGCGGUGGGCGCCAUCGGUGCGGCUAUCGGCUAUGUUAGUGGGGGCCAGUCGCUCACCCUCUACGUGGACUUCACCCGAGUGGACAUGACGGAAGUGACGGUAUCUGAGGGGGAUGCAUACUGGGUGGGGGCCUGGUGGAUCGGUUUUGUGGCCUUGACCAUAGCUUUUCCUCUGAUCGCCUUCAUGAUUGCAGGAUACCCCAAGAAACUACCCACAGCUCCACCACCAAAAGUGCAACCGGAUAUCCCGAUCAAACAUCUGAGUGAGAAACAAAAUGGCCACGUCACAAAUGAUGAUCCAGACAGGAAAUCCAUCAGCGUUCUCAAGAAACUAACGAAUAGACUUGGUGAUAUGUUCAGCUCUGUGGUCGUCUUGUUUAAGAAUCCCACGUAUGUAUUAUUGGUCCUUGGAGGCUGUGCACAGGCGCUAAUAGCCAUCGGGAUGCUUCCGUUUCAAGCCAAAAUUCUCCAAGAAAAGUUCAAUAUAUCCCCGACCGAAGCCGGCGUUAUUCUCAGUGUAAUCAGCGUGGUAGGCCAGGGCGGUGGAGAGAUCCUGGGUGGGGUAAUUAUGAGACUGUCACACUUCGGCCCUCGGGGUAUGCUCCGCUUUAUGGCCAUCUUCGCUGGCGUCGCCGCUGCAUUCAGUGCUUGUUUCUUCAUCACCUGUCCGGAUAUCCGGAUAGCCGGCGUGAACUCCAAAUACGGCAGUGCAUCAUUCCUGCCGCCUGCUGAAGGUUUGUUUGACGCUUGUCAUAGUGAUUGCGCCUGCGAUGACAGUUUCUACCAGCCUGUUUGCGGCACGGAUGACGUCAUGUACAUUACUCCCUGCCACGCCGGAUGUGCUGUGGAAGUGCAGGUUGAGGGAGAUUUGAGUUACGCGAACUGCGAGUGUGUCCGUCAGACACUGCUGAAUGGAAACUUGGAAAAGAACGCCACAGCCACAGAUGGCCGUUGUCUGCAGAGCUGUGAUAGUGCUCUCAUAUCCUUCUCUGCUCUCCUUCUCCUCCAGUUCAUGACGCUGUUUGCUACCGUGCCCGCGGCGUCCGUCCUUCCAUUACGCUGUGUUAGAGAGGAGCAUGGCGCUCUGGCAGUAGGGGUACAGUGGACCUUCCUCCGGCUUUUAGGUGUUCUCCCGGGACCCGUUAUGGCCGGGGUGGUGAUCGACAGCGCCUGUGAUUUCUGGGGAACAGAGGGGUCGUGUUUGCUUUACGAUAAAGCUGCCCUCAGCUGGCGGAUCUUUCUCUGCUGGGUGAUAUUCCAGGCCUUUGUGGUGGCCGUUUGGGCGUUGGCCGCACAGUUGUAUCGCCCAAAGUGGGCGGGGCAAACUGAGCCUGAUAUGGAGCUUGACGUGUUGCCAGAGCCGCCAAGCACCACAGACAAUGUGACAAACAUUCCAUGCCCUCAGCGUAACCAAUCAGACGCGGACUCCAUCACGGAAGCCACCACGAACACCACCACUGACACCGAUAUGCCGCCGAGUAGUGAGACAUCUGCACAUGGCCAGACUCUUGUCUGGUAAGAGAUGAACUGCUGUAAACCAAGUCGAUUGUUUCUGGUGACCACGAUUACAUAUAAUACCCUGGACUUAUUAAUUACUUUCCAACAGUCGCAGUUGUCUGUUAUGUUUACUGCACCCUGCAGCGAUUAGAACUAAAGAGAAUCAAACGAAAUCAAUCAACCAUGAAUUGAAUUACUCCGUUCGCUGUACCCUCUUAUCAAUUACAGAGUUUUCAGAAAAAAACUUCCACUGAUUUAGCUUAACUACAGUGUUAAACUACGACUGAGUAGAUUGAUUUAUUUAUUCAUUUGAUUGCUUUUUAACGCCGUACUAAAAGAGAUUGUAAGUUGAAAACAUUGUUAUCCUAUAGAGGAAAGAAGAGUACAAUAUUCUGUCUACUUGAAUGAAGAUGUGUUAAUUAUAAGAUUGUAUUGUAACCACGAGUGAGUUUUAAUAAUAAGAAGUCUGUACUGUAACGCUGUAGGUGUCAUUUAUAACGCUGUACUGUAAACUACCCCGUAGGUAUAAUUUAUAAGGCUAAACUGUAACUUCUCUGUGAAAGCUUGUGGAUAAGUAAUGAUGUCGUCAGAAGUGUGUUUUGUCGGGUUAUUUAUCACUAGUGUACUAUAACUGCUCUGUAGGUGUUAAUAAACUGUACUGUAACUACUCUGCGGGUGUUAAUUGCUAGCCAAGGAUCGGACAGUACCGUAACUACUCUGUAGGAGUUGAUAAUAAGAACAUUAUACUGUAACAACUCUGUAGGAAUUGAUAAACUGUACUGUAACUACUCUGUAGGAAUUGAUAAACUGCACUGUAACUACUCUGUAGGUGUUGAUAAACUGUAGGCUACUGUUUUACGCCGUACUCAAGAAUAUUACACGGCCAGUAUUACGGUGGGAAGAAACCGUGCAGAGCCCAGGGGAAUCUACGACCAUCUGCAGGUUGCUUAAAGACCUUCGCCCGUAAGGCGGAAAAGGAAGCCAGCAUGAGCUGGACUUGAACUCACAGCGAGCGCAUUGGUAGGAGGCUCCUGAGUUAUUGCGCUGUGCAGUUAACACCCACGAAGGCGCCCUGGAUCUUAAUAAGUUGUGCUGUUACUGCUCAGCAGAUGUUAAUGCUCGGGAGCCUAAUUAGAUGUUAAUAAGCUGUACUGUAACUACUCUGUAGGUGUUAAUAAGCUGUACUGUAACUACUCUGUAGGUAUUAAUAAGCUGUACUGUAACUACUCUGUAUGUGUUAAUAAGCUGCACUAUAACUAUUCUGUAGGAAUUUUCCUCCAAACCUGAUCGACAAUAAAUUUCUGAUAAUGUCCAGGCUGUCAGCUUAUGAAGGGCAUUUAUGCUUUCAACUUAGAGGGGCUUUUUAUAUUUUAAU